Penicillium chermesinum is the source of this 2400-nucleotide messenger RNA. Its product is annotated as OPT family oligopeptide transporter. The coding region runs from base 1 to 2400 and encodes 799 amino acids. Gene Ontology annotation, cellular component: fungal-type vacuole membrane. The transcript has a single exon. Gene Ontology annotation, molecular function: oligopeptide transmembrane transporter activity. NCBI's taxonomy places the organism in Eukaryota, Fungi, Ascomycota, Eurotiomycetes, Eurotiales, Aspergillaceae. The record is from RefSeq and is a predicted model, not a curated record.
AUGAAUUACCAGACCAUCAGCAUGGCAGACGAUGCCUCUGAUCCAGUAAACCGGAUGACGGGCAGGCCCCUGGAAGACCUGCCCGAGGACUCACAAGCUGACGCUGCCAUCCCCUCACGAGCAUCGUCCACCUCCGCACAGAGCUUCACACCCCGCUCCCUCGCCGUCGGCCUCGUUAUUGGUGCAUUGAUCACAUUUUCCAACACAUAUUUCGGGCUUCAAACAGGAUGGAUCAGUACGAUGGCUAUGCCAUCAGCCUUGAUUGGCUUCUCGGUCUUCAAGGUUCUGACGAAGUACCUGUCGUUUCCGUUCACGCCGAUCGAAAAUGUUCUGAUCCAAACUGUCGCCGGAGCCGUUGGGACCAUGCCUCUUGGGUGUGGCUUUGUGGGUGUGAUUCCCGCCCUUGAAUUUCUUUUGAAAGACGGCGAGGAUGGGCCGUCAGGUAAUGGCGGAGCCGGCGAGGGGGGCCCUUUGAAGCUAAGCUUCUGGAAAUUAGUCAUAUGGAGUCUUGGGGUUUGUUUGUUUGGCGUUGUCUUUGCGGUUCCGCUGCGAAAAGAAGUCAUUGUUCGAGAGAAGUUACGUUUUCCUAGUGGAACUGCUUCUGCCCUUAUGCUUCGGGUUCUCCACGGUGCCGGGAAAGAUGAAAAGACGCGAAUCGAAGACCAACACAGCCAGCAAAGCCUUGGAAUCGGCAAUCCGAAUGCCGCCGAGCCAGAAGAAUCGAGGGCUCUCGUUUUGAAAGAUAACGAGGCAGAGGAACAAGCUAUCCACAACCAGGACUGGCGCUCAAAAAUGCGCCUGUUGAUUGGUGCUUUCGUGGUCUCUGGUGUAUACGUGAGUUAUCCUCUUGCCUUUAUUUUGGCAUUUUUCCCUCUCCUUUUAACAAAUACCCAACAGACAAUUUUCUCAUACUUUGUUCCACUUGUCCAUGAUAUCCCGCUCCUCGGAUUAUACAUGGCCAACAACUGGCUUUGGACUCUCAAUCCGUCGCCGGCGUAUAUUGGCCAAGGAAUUAUCAUGGGCCCUGAGACCUGCAUGCACAUGCUUUUCGGGGCGGUACUUGGCUGGGGAAUCCUCUCUCCCCUAGCGAAGAGUCGUGGAUGGGCACCAGGCCCUGUGGAUAGCUGGGAAGAUGGGAGUAAAGCCUGGAUUGUCUGGGUAUCUUUGGCAAUAAUGCUCGCUGAUUCACUGGUCAGCCUUGGUUGGCUGGUCAUCAAGCCCCUGGUGUUUCGGACUCCUCAAUUCUUAGCUUUCCUUCGCUCCACGCAGUUCGGCCAGUGGAUUGAAUUGCGACUUCGUUCAAGAUCCUCUGGACAUUCCUAUAUCAACUACUCUGCACUAGACUCUAGCCGCCCGUCUACAGGCAAUGAGGAAUAUGGCACCCGCGUCGCCGAUGACGACGAAGAUGCCCCGCCGUCCCAACUCAUCUCAACCCGCACAGUCGUCAUUCUACUACCAUUAACACUCAUUCUCAAUGUCAUAUGUAUGCACUAUGUCUUCGGCGACAUAGUGCCCCCGCAACUCUCUGUUCUGGCAACGCUCCUCGCAGUGCUACUAUCUAUAAUGGGCGUCCGUGCCCUUGGCGAGACAGACCUCAACCCAGUUUCAGGCAUCAGCAAACUAACCCAACUCCUCUUCUCCCUCGCCACGCCCGCCUCACGCUUUUCCCGGCGUACAGCGCUCGUCACAAACCUGCUUGCAGGCGCAGUCUCUGAGUCCGGCGCCCUACAGGCCGGCGACAUGAUGCAAGACCUGAAAACAGGACACCUUCUCGGCGCCAGCCCCAAGGCCCAAUUCUACGGCCAGAUGAUCGGUAGCCUUGUUGGCGCUUUCUUGUCCACCGCUAUCUACAAAACGUACGUCAGCGUCUACGACAUCCCGGGUGACAUGUUCCAGACUCCAACGGCUUACGUGUGGAUAUUCACUGCACGUCUUGUGACGGGUGAGGGUCUGCCUCCGAUGGCAUGGCAAGCAUCUGUCCUAGCAGGCCUGAUCUGGAUGAUCCUCACGGGGUUCCGGAUCGCAGCUGCGUCACCCUCGUACGCGCAAGGCGGGAAAGCUCCUGCAUGGCGAGCUUGGAUCCCCGGUGGUAUCGCGGUGGCCGUUGGCAUCUUCAACGUUCCGUCUUUUACAUUGGCCAGAGCUAUCGGUGGUCUCAUCGCGUGGUGGUGGGCCCGAAAGCACGCGGACUCCAACAGGCCUGCUUCUGGGGGCGGCGACGCAAACUCCGCAAGUGGUCACAUAGACCAGGCUUCCUCGACGUCACCCGGACCGGCAGCAGAGAAGGCAGAUGCUGCUUCUUCGACUGUAGUCGUCUUAGCCUCGGGGCUUAUUCUCGGCGAGGGGAUCUUGAGUAUUGUUAACUUGCUCCUUGCGAGUGGAAAGGUGCCUCAUCUAUAG